AUGAGUGCGGACUACGAGAGUGACUAUUUUGUGCGCAGUCGGAAAGUGCGCGAUAAGCCGCCGCUGUGGGACUCAUUUCAAGAUCCGCCAGCGAAGCGUACAAGUGGCUCCGAUGCCUACUGGAAAAAGUUGCAAUUUUUCCUCAAACUUUUCAAGCUUUUCACCUAUCUGCUGGUGUUUGGUGUGGUACUGGGCUCUAGCGUGGCAGCCAAUCUGAUUUAUUUGUAUAUGGCUGGCAAUACAAAUGGCGAUGCAAAGGUGCGAGUGUGCAGCAAACACCCAGUUCUACUCGAUGGCCAGGUGAUGGCAGUGCGCAGCAAACUGGAACAAAUUGCCUGGGUAUGGGCCCUGAUCUUUGCCUUUGCCGCACCCGAGCUGUUCACCUUUCUGCGCGCCCUGCGCAUCACCAUGUUCAAGCGAGAGCGCCGGCCCAGCGGACUGGAAGUGACGCUGGUCACACUCUUCGAGCUGCUGCACGUCGUUGGCCUGGCCCUGCUCACCUUCACCGUGCUGCCCCAGCUGGAUGUCACCCGUGCUGCAAUGCUGGGCUGCUGCGUCUGCUUUGUGCCCGCGCUGCUCAACCUGUUGACUGGCACACGUUUGCAUUGGAAAUCUGCGGACAUGUUUGUAUACGGCACCUCCAUACUGGCGAUGAUAUCACAGGGCAGCGUCUUUCUCAUUUGGCCAGCCAUGUCCACGCAGCUGGAGGUACAGCUGCUGGCAAUACCAUUGCUGUUGGUCUCGUUCCGCUGGUGGGAGAACUUUGCCAAUACGCACGAGGCGAUAGCCUAUAUAAUACGCAAUAUACGCUGUACUCGGUCCCGCUACCACACGUACCUUUAUCUGGCACCUCUUAAAAUUGCCGUCUUUGGCUUGAUGGGUUUUCUGUUGCACGGCGAGCAUUUCUUCGACUACUUUACGCUGUUCGUCAAGGCUUGGCAAUCGCAUACCAUAACGCUGACGCACACGGAUGGCUUGCAGGAUACGCUAAAUUUGGCACACACGACCAACGCCUCAUUUAUCAAGCCCGCAUCGCUGGGACAGUAUACGCUACAAUCGAGCAACAGGGCCGUUGUCUACGCACUGCUGCUGCAGGUGGGCGCUGCCUAUUUGUGCCACAUUUUCGGCAAGUUCGCGUGCAAGAUUAAGAUACAGCAUUUUAGCUACGCGCUGCCGCUCAACCUGGCCGCGCCGGUAACUGUUUGUGUGGCCACAUUGCUGGCGCAGAUGCGUGCAGCUGAUCUGUGCUCGCUGCACGGCCUGCUGCCCGAUUACCUGACGCUGCAGCCACUUGCCCAGGAUCUGGGUCAGCUGGGCGCACUGAGCCUGGAGUAUGCGCUGUGGCUGUGGCCACUUUGGUGGCUCGCCCAAAUCUGGACGUGCCUGCACAUCUGGCAGCCGAGAAACGAUAAGAACGCGCCCACCGAGAAGCUGUACGUGUGCCCAUGGUACUGUGGCCUACUCGUGGAUCAGUGCUCGAUGAUGAAUCGCCGCAUUCUCGACUGGAGCGAUGAGUACCUGGCCAUCAAGAGCGAUUUAACGACACCCAGAGAUCCAGUCUUGGCCCUGGCUGCCGACAUUAAUGCCAGUCGCGAUAUACAGGAGCAGGAUAAAAUACCGCAACUGAUUGUUUGUGCAACAAUGUGGCACGAGACCGAGGAGGAGAUGAUAGAAUUUCUGAAAUCAAUUGUACGCUUGGAUGAGGAUCAAUGCGCACGGCGAAUGGCAAAAACGCAUCUAAACGGCGGCAAAGCGGAUGAUGAAUACUAUGAAUUGGAAACUAACAUAUUCUUUGAUGAUGCUUUUGUACUGGACGAGAAACACUGUCAGAACAAACGGAAUCCUCCACUCAAUGAGUACGUGAAGACACUGACACGAACUAUAGACAAGGCUGCUUUCGAAAUCUAUGGCGUUAAUAUUAAAAUCAAGCCGCCAUUGAAGAUUGAAACGCCGUACGGAGGCCGUUUGGUCUGGACACUGCCGGGACGCACCAAAAUGGUGGCACAUCUGAAGAACAAGGACAAAAUACGGCACAAGAAGCGCUGGUCGCAGGUCAUGUACAUGUAUUACCUGUUGGGCUUUCGCAUCAUGGAAACGGAGCAGCUGUCGGCACGUCGCAAGGCUGUCAUUGCGGAGAACACAUUUCUGCUGGCGCUAGAUGGGGAUAUCGAUUUUCAGCCGCGUGCUGUGCAGCUGCUCAUUGACCGCAUGAAGGCAAUUGAUGAGCUGGGCGCCGCCUGCGGACGCAUACAUCCUGUCGGUCGCGGGCCCAUGGUGUGGUAUCAAAAAUUCGAGUAUGCGAUUGGACACUGGCUGCAAAAGGCCACAGAGCAUGUAAUUGGCUGUGUCCUGUGCAGUCCGGGCUGCUUUAGCCUUUUUCGCGCCAGCGCCUUAAUGGAGAACAGUGUCAUGAAACGUUACACCCUGGUCAGCUCGGAGGCCAUGAAGAUGGUGCAAUACGAUCAGGGCGAGGAUCGCUGGCUUUGCACGCUGCUGCUUAAACAGGGCUCUCGCGUGGAAUACUGCGCUGCCUCCGAUGCCUUUACCCAUUCGCCGGAGUAUUUCAAUGAGUUCUACAAUCAACGCCGACGCUGGGUGCCCUCGACAAUAGCUAAUAUCUUCGAUAUCCUGGCCGAUGCCCGCACCGUGGUGAAGAAGAACAACUCCAUAUCCACAUUGUACAUUAUGUACCAGGCCAUGCUCAUGAUUGGCACUGUCCUCGGUCCUGGCACCAUAUUCCUGAUGAUGGUUGGCGCCCUGGUCGCCGUCUUUACCAUUGACAUUUGGACGGCAUUUCUAUGGAACUUCUUUCCCAUAAUCAUUUUCAUACUCAGCUGCGUUUAUUUGAAACAGAAAUUCCAGCUUCUAAUUGCAUUUGUGAUCAGCGCUCUCUAUUGCCUGGUCAUGAUGGCUGUGCUCAUCGGCAUCAUUGUUCAAAUGCUCGAGGAUGGUCCGCUGGCGCCUGCCUCGCUCUUCUUUCUCUUGGUUGCCGUUCAAAUCACAAUUGCAGGUCUGAUGCAUCCUCAGGAAUUUUGGGCUUUGCUGUGCGGUGUUAUCUAUUACAUAACAAUACCCUCGAUGUACAUGCUGCUGAUGAUCUAUUCGGUUUUCAAUAUGAACGAUGUUAGCUGGGGCACGCGAGAGGCGCCCGUGCUCAGAGAUGAUGGCGAGGAGUCGCCCAAUGAUCCCGAUAAUUAUUUGCCCGGCUGGCUAAGCGACCCGCUGCUCAUCGACUCGGAGCUGGGUGAAAUAUCGCUGGUGGAGCAACGCUUUUGGAAGGAUUUGAUCAAGCAGUAUCUAAAGCCACUCGAGCUGAGCAAGGAGCAAAAGCAAACUAUGGCCGACGAUUUGAAGGAGCUGCGAAAUAUGAUUGCCUUUGCGUUCGUCAUGGUCAAUGCAAUUUUUGUGCUGAUCGUGUUUCUGCUGCAGCUAAAAAAGGACUAUUUGCAUUUGAAGUGGCCCAUAGAUCCCAAAGAUUUUGUGUCCUUCGAUCGUGACAAUCUGCAUGUGGGCAUCUACAGGCAGUACAAGGAACUGGAUCCCAUUGGACUUUGCUUUGUCAUAUUUUUCGGCUUCAUAUUGGUCAUCCAGUUUAUUGCCAUGUUCUUCCAUCGCUUCGCCACAAUGUCACAGCUGUUGGCCACCACGCAGCUGGACUGGUUUCGCUCCAAUGGACAGCUGAGCGAUGAGGAUGCCGCCCUCGAGCUGAAUGGCAGCGCGGUGCACAUAGCUCGUCGGCUGCAACGCCCCAGGCGACUGUUCGACGAUGACGACGAUGUGGAUGCCCAUCACUAUGAUGAACUGGAAUUGGGCCCAGGCGAUGCACAUCGCGAGAGCUUGGCUCGCAGACAGACCAUCUUCAGGCUGCAUGAGACACGGAAUAAGCAGCAGAGCGAUUAUAGUGAUUUGGUUAGAAACUUUGAGAAGCGCUUUUUUAGCGAGGAUGAGCUGAACAUGAAGAAUCUGCCCUUGAGCCGCAAGUCCAUGAAACUCUUCCAGGAGCGUCGCUCUGUGGCCAAGGUCAAUGCAGCUGCCACGCCCGGCGGCACGCCCACGCCCAAAACGGGCAAGCGACCGCCCCUGGUGGUCAAUGCACAAAAAAAAGUGAGCUUCAGCAGCAGCAACACGCAAAUCUACAAUAACGGCAACACAGAAUUAUAAAAAAAACCCAGUAUUACCCAUGUGAAUCUGAAAACUAUACGAGUAUAUAUAUA
Molecule: messenger RNA, 4214 nt
Organism: Drosophila novamexicana
Lineage: Eukaryota; Metazoa; Arthropoda; Insecta; Diptera; Drosophilidae
Gene: Chs2
Product: chitin synthase chs-2
Exons: 10
Coding region: 1-4161 (1386 amino acids)
Cellular component (GO): cell periphery; cell septum
Molecular function (GO): chitin synthase activity
Source: RefSeq, a predicted model, not a curated record